Messenger RNA from Bufo bufo (common toad), 4882 nucleotides. It is a transcript of the gene ZNF280D, whose product is annotated as zinc finger protein 280D. The record is from RefSeq and is a predicted model, not a curated record. Bases 725 to 3997 code for a protein of 1090 amino acids. The transcript is spliced from 21 exons. Lineage: Eukaryota; Metazoa; Chordata; Amphibia; Anura; Bufonidae. Gene Ontology annotation, molecular function: RNA polymerase II cis-regulatory region sequence-specific DNA binding; DNA-binding transcription factor activity, RNA polymerase II-specific. Gene Ontology annotation, biological process: regulation of DNA-templated transcription.
ACAACUUUGAAAACUGCAAGCGCCCUCCAACAACUUUGAAAACUGCAAGCGCCCUCCAACAACUUGGAAAAUUACAAGCACCUUCCAACAACUUUGAAAACUACAAGCGCCCUCCAACAACUGUGAAAAUCAUUAGCGCCUUCCAACAACUUUAAAAAGUACAAGCGCCUUCCAACAACUUUGAAAACUGCAAGCGCCCUCCAACAAUUUUGAAAACUAUAAGCGCCCUCCAACAAUUUUGAAAACUAUAAGCGCCCUCCAACAACUUUAAAAAGUACAAGCGCCUUCAAAUAACUUGGAAGACUAUUAGCGCCUUUCAAAAACAAUCACCAACAAAUUCAAAAUAGUUUCCCAGUAAAAUCUAUCUAAAAGUAAUGCAUUGUGUGUGUGCUGGGAGCAGUGUCCCAGGCUGCUUCUUCCAGCUGGUGCCCUAUCAUGGCGUUCUGGCAGUCUGUGGGCUCCACAUGGGGCUGUGCACUCCCCUUUCCAUCGCACUGCGCCUCCAGCCUACAAAUGGCGCUGUGCCGGGGCAGGACGGCACAUGCUCCCCGGCCUGCGCGCCUCCAGCACACAAACAGCCUUGUCCGACCUACCAUUACCCAGCAUUCACCGCAGCGAGUUCACGCGAACUCCCCGUUAGCAGCCCCAGCGCGGUUUGCAAGCGCGUUAUCUUCCAAGCUGCCCGAGCCAUUGUGCCCUGCUGGCCGCCAUAGCUACCACGUGAAUGAUGGCCGAAUUGUUAAUGGAAUGUGAAGAAGAAGAGCUUGAACCGUGGCAGCAAAGAUCUAAAGCAAUUGUCAUUGAUGAUGAAGAUGACGAUGAACCAAUUUUUGUACGAGAGAUUAGCGUUUCUAAAACAACCAAUACAAACAAGGCAAGUGAAGGUCAACGUGGUUCAUUUCAACAGACGGAGAAUGGUGUGCCUAACAGAGGAAGCAGUACAUUUCCGGCGUCAAACAACCACUACAAAUCUCCUACUGCAACACACAACGUAACUCAGCCGGUCACUCCUAUAUUCCAACCAGUUACUAGACCAGUAACUAGUUCUGCAAUUGUUCAUCAACCACUGCCAAGACCUGUAGGCACGCAAGAGCCUUUGAGGAGACCAGCAACUGGAAGUAUGCCAGCACAGCACCUGCCUAGGACACCAGUCAUGCAAAAUGUCUGUAGACCUCAGACAUUUGUUCCAAACCCUCUUCCAGUAUGUAGAAACCCUACAGUUACUUCAGUGUCUCAUCCAACGAUUCGACCUGUUGCCAACAACACUGCACAGCCAUUAAUGCUAAAUCAGGGUUACAUCAUUAACUCUCCCCAGGUUUCCUCUAGUAAUUGUAAUGUAAUGUAUACAUUGCGGCCAAGCACAGCAUUAACACAGUACCAGAAUGUGCAAACAUUCACUGCAUCAGGAAUUUCUGCUCCAUUAGUCCGGCCACUGCAACCAUUACCCCAAUUCCGCCCUGUUUCAGCUCCAGCAAGGACGGCACCCACUUUUAUUCCUAGACCUACUCCUCCUGCCCCAUCGAUGACACAAAACGUCAACAACCUAGGACCAGGACUUCACCAACCUUUACUACUGCAUUCCCAGAAAGCCCAGCAAACUAGAUUUUUGCAAAAUUCAGCAGCAAUCACUGGACGAAAUGAAAAUGUAUUAGUGGAAAAACGGCCUUCUCCUGUUGACUUGACUAAUGACUCUCCAAAAAAGACCAAAACCAAUGAGAAUAUGACAGAUACAAGACCAGUUGCAGUAUCUACUACAGCAUCCAUCCCAAUGUCUUCAACUACUUUACCACAGAAUUCUCCUGCUAAAGGUACUAAUGCAGUUACAACUCCAACAAAAAAUGGAACACCAUUCCCUCGAGCAUGUCCAAAGUGCAACAUACACUUCAACCUUUUGGAACCUAUGAAAAAACACAUGACGUAUUGUUGUCCAGAGAAAAUGCAAUUUAUUUUCCGUGGAGUAACAAACCCUGAUGCUUCUAAACUACGAAACACAAUGGAAGAUCAUGAAAAAGGAAAAUUGAUCAUGCUUGUUAGCGACUUUUAUUAUGGAUGUUAUUCUGGAGAUUAUCAGCUGGUACAGCAGGAGGAGAAGACUCACAACACUUUCAAGUGUUUCAGCUGCCAAAAAGUUCUCAAAAACAAUAUAAAAUUCAUGAACCACAUGAAACAUCACUUGGAGCUUGAGAAGCAGAGUACCGAAAGUUGGGAAAACCACACCACCUGCCACCACUGUUACCGCCAAUUCUCUACUCCCUUCCAACUGCAAUGCCACAUUGAGAGUUCUCACACAUUAAUUGAAUUGACAACCAUUUGCAAGAUCUGUGAAUUAUCAUUUGAUUCUGAACAGAUUCUUUUACAACAUAUGAAAGACAGUCAUAAACCAGGGGAGAUGCCAUAUGUUUGUCAGGUGUGCAAUUACAGGUCUUCAAUCUUUGUUGAUGUGGAUAAUCAUUUUAGAAAUACUCAUGAGAACACCAAAAGUUUGUUGUGUCCAUUCUGUCUGAAAGUUAUCAAGUCUGGAACGCCUUAUAUGCAGCAUUAUAUGAAACACCAGAAUAAGGGGGUGUAUAGAUGUACUAAGUGCAGACUGCAGUUUUUGACUUGCAAAGAGAAAAUGGAUCAUAAAACUCAGCAUCACAGGACAUUCAAGAAGCCGACACAAUUAGAAGGUCUUCCUCCAGGAACAAAGGUCACAAUUCGAGCGUCUGUUGGAGCUCUUUCAACUCCAGUUUCUUCCCCCACUUCCUCUAGUCCCAGAAAUCCACCUACAACUCACGUUAACCCUCCUCAGAUACCUCCUCAGAUACCUCCUCAGAUACCUCCUUACAAACUACCCCAGCCACCUCCAAAAAUGCAAACUAUAAGCCCUAAAAAUAAUCUGAAUCCAACAACUAAAAAACAUGCACAUUCUUCAAAAAUCAAGUCUUCUCCAAAGAAGCCUACGACUCCAAACACCACAAGAAGAAUUAAAACGAUCAAUUCAGCUCUGAAAGACCUAAGGGUUAUCCCAGGAAUACAUAACUGCGUCGAGUGUCACCGUCAAGUGGUAGAUUUCGAUGGUCAUUUUCACAUGUAUAUGCACUGCAGCAAAUGCAAGUUCAGUACCAGCUGUAAUAAAGCGUAUACAAACCAUGUAAUGAGAUAUCAUGGCAAGAAUUCCAGCAAACGUUCCAAGGUUUCUAAGAAGGGCCCCAAUGACAAGAGGCGUAUAACCGUGGUGUGCCUGAACUGUGAUUUCCUGACUGACGUUUCUGGUUUGGAUGACAUGGCCAAACAUUUGAGUGAAAAUCCUGCUCAUUCAUGCCAAGUGGUCACAGAAAAUGUUUCCAUACUUUCCUCAACUCAUGACGGAGACAUGUCUAUAGCAAGACUUCAAUUUGCAAUAGAACGGAAGAAAAUCCUUGGACAGGAGGAAAAACCUGGCUCACAUGUUGAUGCUGCAGCAGAUGAAAGCAAGGAAGAUGAGUGCACACCAGAGGCUACAAAGAAUGAAGACAAUUCACGUGGAAGCAAUAUGACCUCUCCAGGCCAUACAAGUAACACACACAUUGCAUCUGUGAAGCAGGUAAAUGCAGCCAUAGAAACGCCAGGCAGCUGCUCUCCAAAAUCAGAAGAAGGCGCUGAACUGAUAGACUCGUAUAAUAAAGAUGACUGUGAUAUUGUACAAGAGAAGGUGUCCUUAGAAAUGACUAGUACAGAACCAAGCAGACAUGCAGAUAGCAAAAAAAUGACAACAGAGAAAGCUGAACUGUGUCCAGAGCUGAAUGAAGAUCAUCCAGAUUCAGAUCUUGCUAGUGACAAUGUUGGGUUUGAGCAGUAUUUAUGGAAACAAGCCCCAGAUUCUGUGAGUUCUGACAUCAGUGAACCAAGCAGCAUUCAUCUGGAUCCAUUAACUCCUUCAGAGGUGUUAGAGCAUGAAGCUACAGAAAUCCUACAGAAAGGGGCUAUUGUUGCAUCGCAGAAAGGUCGAAAAGAAGAACAAGCUGAAGAAACCUAAGACGGUAGCACAAGUAUUUCUGCAGUGGUGACAAGGAAAGAAUAACGUGAAGCAGGUUUUUAAAUUGCAAGAAGAGUUGGAGACAUUCCUAUAGAAGCACUAGCUUACUAAGUCCGGUCGUAGAUGAAUGGGCUAUUUUCCAGGUGACUGCCACAAAGCAGUAUUGUGCUGUGAAAGCAAGACAAGGAAGCAUAAAGGACUGUUGUUUUUAGAAGUACUUUUAACAUCAGUGUUAUCACUGCAUUUUAUAGGGCAGCUAAGCAGUAUUGAAAACAUGUUGGUAUAAUAUGUUUUAAGUUGGCUAGGACAGAAUAGAAGCAUUCUUUAAGCUUGAGUCAUACGUCAAAUGUAACAGAAAUAAUUCUUUUGUAUACCAUUCUUCUUUUUUUUUUUUAAAGAAAAGUAUCAAGCUUUACAAGGUGGAUUUCAUGUAAAAGAUUAUUUUUUUUUUUUUGGUUUGGCAAAGUCAUCAUUGCCAUUUUUAAAAAGGUUUUUAUUAGUUAGAAAAAACUAUGCACCCGAACAGGUGUAAUCCUGCCAGCCUACUCUUAUCUUGUUUUAAACUUUCAAUGAAAGUGCAAAAAUACAUUAUUGACAUGUUUUUUUGUAUAUAGUUAUAAAUAUAUACAUAUAUGUAUGUAGGAAACAUUCAUACUGGAGUUGUAAAUUCUUUGGAAUAUGGAACAUAACGACCAAGUAUUAUACUCUAAUUCAGAGCACAUAAGCUCAAGAUAGCAUCUAGUUGUCAAAAUGACAGGAUGAACCUCACUUUUAAUACCCUGAACAUUUUUGCCUUUUGCAAUAAAAUGUCAUUCAUGGUAAAUAAUAGGAAUUACACUGUUUGUGACCUUGCUGUGAACAUCUGAGCAACUCACUAUACAUAGG